Salvia splendens (bonfire salvia) is the source of this 2704-nucleotide messenger RNA. Its product is annotated as YTH domain-containing protein ECT4. The transcript is spliced from 8 exons. The coding region runs from base 338 to 2167 and encodes 609 amino acids. The record is from RefSeq and is a predicted model, not a curated record. Gene Ontology annotation, biological process: mRNA destabilization. Lineage: Eukaryota; Viridiplantae; Streptophyta; Magnoliopsida; Lamiales; Lamiaceae. Gene Ontology annotation, cellular component: cytoplasm. Gene Ontology annotation, molecular function: mRNA binding.
UCUCAAAGUUUUAUCAGGUAAACACAUGAAGCUGUAUCGGAAAUGAAUCCAAAGAAGCAUGCAUAUUUUGUAUGCAUAUAUAGUUCUCUCUAAAACCCUUUAUUGUCUGUUUGUUUUCAAACCCUCCCGUGAAGCCAGUUCCAGCAUUCUCUAGAUGCCCUCGCUAAAUUGAGAGCCAAUUCCAAUUGUCUAUGGAAGGAGAGGGCUUUCUCGCGCACGCACUUAUCCGAUUCCUUUAGUUGGAUCAUCAGCUGAGUGAUUCAGUUCCCGGCAGAUCUGGUUUUUCAGUGGCUAUUUUUUCAAUUUGAUUGGUUUUGAGUUAAUUUGGCUGCGUUUAAUGGAAGACGGUAAUCAGCCGAGCCUCGAUCGCUUCGCUCCUAUUCAAUCUACUGGUGACCAAGCUGUUGAGAAACAUAAUUUGCCUGAACAGCGUCCCUCGCCAAAAGGUGAAAGAAUUGUUUCUACAAAUCCUUCUCCAGAUACUGCAAUUUCAGGUGCCUCAAGAACCACAAAAGAUCAGCCAGCAACUUCAGAACCAAGUGGAACUCUUACCGCAGUGCAUCCAUUCAAUGCGUAUACCCCUCAAGAACAAGGUUACUAUUUUGGAGGUUAUGAUAAUGGCAGUGGUAACUGGGAUGACCAUUCUAACUAUGUUAAUGCCAACAACUUGCAUGUCAUACCUCCAGGAAUGUACAAUGAUAACUCUUCACUCUUCUUCCCACCAAGCUAUGGCUUCGACUCCCAGAUGGCAUAUGGACAGUUUUCCCCACUUGCUAGCCCAAUGUCUUCAAUAAUGAUUGAUGGUCAGCUGUUUUCUCCACACCAAAUGCCUGUGACUCCCCCUUACUAUCCGCCAGCAGUUUCACCUGGCCCACAUCAUGUUACUUCGGGACUUCCAGCUUCACAGUUUGAAUUGAUGCCAUCAGGAAAUGGAAGCCAAGAAAACCUUAUUGACAAUGCAUUUUUUGGGCCAGGGUCAGGUUAUUAUCUACCAUUUGGUUCUUUUGGUGGUGGAGAUCUUUCUGGGAAUAGUGGUCAUGGUCUUUACAAUUUCCCUGGCGAGUUUGCUUCUAACGAACCAAUGCCAAGCCGUUCGAGUUCCUUAGAUACUAGCAGGUUCAUGUCUCCAUUAACUUCUGGAAAUGUGUAUCCUCAACCUAUUGGCAUACUUGGAUCGUAUGAGCAAAAUGUUGCACAGGCAUCAUAUCAGGGUUUCGGUUUAACAGUAAACUCCUCGGCUAGGCAUUUUCCCCAUAGUGGUUCUUACCAGAGCACUCUUGGGCCUAAUUCCAACCGGACUCGAUUUACGAGUGACAGAGGUGGAAGACGUGAAAGGGAUAGAGAUACUGUCAAUAUCUCUACAGACACACUUGGUAUUUCUGGUGAUCGGAACCGAGGACCUAGGGCUUUGAAGCCCACAAGCAAGAUUUCCCCAGAAGAAGGAUCUACUGAUAGCAGUAAAGAUGUUGAAUCUACUUCUAGAUUUCAUGUCCAACAUUUUAACUCCCCAGAUUUCAUAACCGAUUAUGAACAUGCAAAAUUCUUUGUCAUCAAGUCAUUCAGCGAAGACAAUAUCCAUAAAAGUAUUAAAUACAAUGUUUGGGCCAGCACACCACUUGGAAACAGAAAAUUGGAUGCUGCGUAUAAUGAAGCAAAAGAAAUGGAGGGCAUUUGUCCAAUCUUUCUCUUUUUUUCUGUCAAUGCCAGUGGACAGUUUUGUGGGGUAGCUGAGAUGGUUGGAUCUGUUGACUUUGAGACCAGUGCUGAUUACUGGCAGCAGGAUCGGUGGAGUGGUCAGUUUCCUGUUAAAUGGCAUAUUAUCAAAGAUGUACCCAACAGUCGCUUCCGUCACAUACUUCUUGAGAAUAAUGACAACAAGCCUGUUACUCACAGUCGAGAUUCACAAGAGGUGAAGCUAGAACAAGGAAUUGAAAUGUUAAUGAUCUUCAAGAACCAUGAUGCUGACACCUCUCUUCUUGAUGAUUUUAACUUCUAUGAUGAGCGAGAGAAAGCCUUGCUGGACAGGAAGGCAAAACAGCGAGCUACUCCUACUGGAAAUACGAUGGCUACUCUUGCUACUGAUUCGAUAAAUAAAUUUUCAGAUAACUUGGCUGAUGCUCUCCAGUUAGAUGGCGUUAAAAGCCUCUCAAACAAAGAUGUGGAGUAACUCUAAUGUUGGAACGCCAGCAGGCCGCAACUGCUUGUAUUAGUUCAGAAUUGGCAUUGGAGUUGCUGACUGGGAUCGUCGAGGUGACAUUUAAUUCAUUCCAUGCUUGCCGUAAUCGGUUGCACUGCAUAAUCACUGCCCCUUUAGCAUUGUCUCAUUUUCUGUGUGUGUGAGAGUACCUGGCUGUUAUUUAUUUUUCUUAGGUAAGAAAGGAGGCUGAAAUCCGUGAUAGACCUCGUACUUCUUCGUCUCCCGCUCUUUAGGUUUUGUUCAUUUGUUGCGUAAUUGUUUCUUGUUAAGAUUGUAGUUUUAGGCAUGGGAGGAUUAGAGGCCUCAAAUGCCUGGUAUUUUCUGCCCUUUUUUCCCUUCUCUUUUACCUUUUCUGGUUCAAGUGGGGCAGUUAUUUAAGCUGCUAUUAAUUAAAGGAAUGCAGCUAAAAUUAUUGCAUCAAUUGAAUGAAUAAUUGCCCUUUGUUAAAUAACCAAGAUUUCAAAUGACAGCUUCAAAUUUAUAUUGUCAAAUUGGUCGAUGCUCUCA